AUGUCACACCCAAACAUGGAUGAGAGCAUUCAAAUCGAUACCAGCGAUGACGACUCCCUCUUCGAUACCCGCUCCCUAGUCGGCUCCAACCUCUCCUUCGCCUCCUCCGUCCGCGACUACAGCUAUGAAAGCGGCCGCCGCUACCACGCCUACCGUAACGGCCAAUAUCCCCUCCCCAACGACGAAGAAGAACAAGACCGCCUCGCCCUAAUGCACCAUCUCUUCAAACUCCUCACCGGCGGCGACCUGCACCGCGCCCCAAUAGCCGACACCAGCCCGCGCCGCAUCCUCGACAUCGGCACCGGCACCGGCAUCUGGGCCCUAGAAAUGGCCGAAGACCACCCGCAAGCGGAUAUUAUCGGCACCGAUCUCAGCCCCAUCCAGCCAAACUGGGCCCCGCCCAACUGCCGCUUUUUCAUCGAUGACGUCGAGAGUGACUGGACGUUCUCGCCCGGUGAGGCAUUCGAUUAUAUUCAUGCUAGAUCUAUGGGCGGCGGCAUUGGGGAUUGGCCGCGGUUGCUGAAACAGGCAUAUCAGCAUCUUAAGCCGGGGGGAUGGUUUGAGGCGCAGGAGUUUGAGACGUUGGUGGUUUCGGAUGAUGGGACGCAUGAGCUAGCGACUGUGUUGGAUGAUUGGCAGAAAUUGUUGAAUCAGGCUAGUGUGAAGUUUGGGAAACCGUUGAAUAUUGCGCCGAGGGUGUCGGAGUGGAUGACGGAGCAGGGGUUUGCGAAUGUUACGGAUGAUACGUAUAAGUGUCCUGUUGGCGGCUGGGCGAAGAAUCGCCGCUUAAAAGAAAUCGGUCGCAUUGGCAAGGUGACGAUACUGGAGGUCGUCGAGCCGUACACUUUGGCGCUCUUUACUCGUGUCCUGGGUUUCACGUACCAGGAGGCUCAGGAGUAUAUGCAUAAAGUGCGGGCGGAGUUGAUGAGCAACUCGUACCACCUCUACGUGUACUUCCACUAUGUCUAUGGGCAGCGGCCUUUUGAGGAUUCUCCUGAUUCCGACGCUUCUUGA
This is a messenger RNA of Penicillium paradoxum, 1014 nucleotides long. Its product is annotated as class I SAM-dependent methyltransferase. The transcript is spliced from 3 exons. Gene Ontology annotation, molecular function: methyltransferase activity. Lineage: Eukaryota; Fungi; Ascomycota; Eurotiomycetes; Eurotiales; Aspergillaceae. Bases 1 to 1014 code for a protein of 337 amino acids. The record is from RefSeq and is a predicted model, not a curated record.